Messenger RNA from Pomacea canaliculata, 1096 nucleotides. Its product is annotated as deleted in malignant brain tumors 1 protein-like. The transcript has 5 exons. Gene Ontology annotation, cellular component: membrane. Lineage: Eukaryota; Metazoa; Mollusca; Gastropoda; Architaenioglossa; Ampullariidae. Bases 647 to 1096 code for a protein of 149 amino acids. The record is from RefSeq and is a predicted model, not a curated record.
UUAUUAGAAAUUGCUGUAAAAGCACAGCGGUUGUCAUGUAGAUAACUGUGUACUGAAUAAUAGUUGUAAACGCAUCCUGAAAACAAUCGUUUUUGAUUGAAUUAUUUGAAGUCACUACAUUGACAUUAGCUCCAGUGAACAUUUCACAUCCUGCUAUCUUCCGAGUAGCAAGAAAUGUUCACGCGUGUCUCGUUACUGUCCCGGCGUGCUUAUGAUAAGUGCGAUGGACUUUCCAAAUUAUUUAAAAAUAACUCACUCUGCAGCAUAAGAAUUAAUUGUUUAACACUAACUGCUGCUACACAUAGUUAGUUUUGAGGCUAGCCACGGGCUAUUUAUUCGCUUCCUUCAGCCGACGAAUCGACAUGUAGAUGUUUCAAUAUCUUAUAGCUGAGAAAAGUAUAAUACCUAGAAGAAAAAACCGGAACUGUGUCAGGCGGCGUUUGUUGGACUGAUAUAUAAUGACCAAAAGAAGAAUGUCAGGUCUGUGACACUGUUUGAACUCUGGUCGUUGCAGCAUAAAAAUUCCUUUCGACUAACCUUUGCUUUGACGGAGACCAGGACCACAGCCACUGCAGACUUUGUGUUUGAUGUCCUGUCAGCCAGUCUGACGUUCCUGUCAGUCUAUCGCAUCACGUCAGAUAUCGUCAUGUACAGGCUCAUCGCAUCUUGUCUCAUGUGGUUUCUAAUGAUUCCGCAGUCGGGGGGCCAGUUGAAGGCGCGUUUGGCUAACGGGACAUGGUGGGCAGGACGCCUGGAGGUGUUGUACAACGGGCAAUGGAGUACAGUGUGUGACGAUGAAUUUGAUAAAAACGAUGGUAAGGUGGCCUGUAGGAUGCUGGGAUUUUACAGUCCCGGAGUAUUAGUUGUGGGCUCCUCUGUAUUUGGAGCAGGUUCAGGAGAGAUUUUGCUCGACGACCUGGAGUGUAGGGGUACAGAAGCCAGUCUGGAGGAGUGUUAUCACAAGGGGUACUAUUCUCACAACUGUGGGCACACAGAAGAUGUUGGUGUCGUCUGCAAUAAUUUAAAGAUUUCUGUCAACAUCCACACAAACAGUAGCAGAUUUCCUUUCAUGGAGGAAACAAAUGGAAACACCUAA